Messenger RNA from Antechinus flavipes (yellow-footed antechinus), 10918 nucleotides. RefSeq names its product signal transducer and activator of transcription 4 (gene STAT4). The transcript has 22 exons. The record is from RefSeq and is a predicted model, not a curated record. Bases 1 to 2259 code for a protein of 752 amino acids. Gene Ontology annotation, biological process: cytokine-mediated signaling pathway; regulation of transcription by RNA polymerase II; response to peptide hormone. NCBI's taxonomy places the organism in Eukaryota, Metazoa, Chordata, Mammalia, Dasyuromorphia, Dasyuridae. Gene Ontology annotation, molecular function: DNA-binding transcription factor activity, RNA polymerase II-specific; RNA polymerase II cis-regulatory region sequence-specific DNA binding.
AUGUCUCAGUGGAAUCAAGUUCAACAACUGGAAAUCAAGUUUUUGGAGCAAGUAGAUCAAUUCUAUGAUGAUACUUUCCCCAUGGAAGUUCGACAUCUUCUGGCCCAGUGGAUUGAAGGCCAAGAUUGGGAAGCAGCUUCAAACAAUGAGACCAUGGCAACAAUUCUCUUACAAAACCUGCUACUGCAACUGGAUGAGCAAUUGGGUCGGGUUGCCCAAGAGAAGAACCUGCUCUUGAUACAUAAUUUAAAAAGAAUCAGGAAAUUGCUUCAGGGAAAAUACCAUGGAAAAUCAAUGCACAUAGCAGUAGUUAUUUCCAAUUGUUUAAGAGAAGAAAGAAGAAUAUUGGCAGCAGCCAGCAUGCCUGUACAGGGGCCCCUGGAAAAGUCCUUGCAGAACUCUGUGGUUUCAGAAAGGCAAAAAAAUGUGGAGCACAAAGUAGCUGCCAUCAGAAACAGCGUACAGAUGACAGAACAAGAUGUCAAGUAUUUAGAAGAUUUACAAGAUGAAUUUGACUACAGAUAUAAAACAGUACAGACCAUAGACCAAGGUGAUAAAAACAAUGUUCUCGUGAAGCAGGAAGUUUUGACAUUGCAAGACAUGCUCAAUACACUAGACUUCAAAAGAAAGGAAGUCCUCAACAAAAUAACACAAAUAAUAAGUGAAAUUGAGACCCUGAUGAAUACCAUGCUGCUAGAAGAACUGCUUGAUUGGAAGAGGCGUCAGCAAAUUGCCUGUAUUGGUGGUCCAUUGCAUAGUGGCCUUGAUCAGCUUCAAAACUGUUUUACCCUGUUGGCAGAAAGUCUUUUCCAAGUCAGAAGGCAAAUGGAAAAGCUAGAUGAGCAAUCCACCAAAGUAUCAUAUGAAGGUGAUCCUAUUCCAGUGCAAAAGUCUCAUUUGCAAGAAAUAAUCAACUUCUUGAUCUACAACCUUUUCCGAAACUCAUUUGUGGUUGAACGACAACCAUGCAUGCCAACUCAUCCCCAGAGACCACUAGUACUUAAAACCCUCAUACAAUUCACUGUGAAACUAAGACUUCUAAUUAAAUUGCCUGAACUGAACUAUCAGAUAAAAGUUAAAGCAACUAUUGACAAGAAUGUUUCAACUGUAAGCAACCGUAGAUUCAUCCUUUGUGGAACACAUGUCAAAGCCAUGAACAUUGAAGAAUCUUCGAAUGGUAGUCUCUCAGUAGAAUUUCGACACUUGCAACCAAAGGAAAUGAAGUCCAGCGCUGGAGGCAAAGGAAAUGAGGGUCCUCAUAUGGUAACUGAAGAGCUUCAUUCUAUAAGUUUUGAAACACAGAUUUGCCUGUAUGGCAUGACCAUAGAUUUGGAGACAAAUUCAUUACCUGUUGUGAUGAUUUCCAAUGUUAGUCAAUUACCUAAUGCUUGGGCUUCUAUAAUUUGGUACAACUUAUCAACCAACGAUUCUCAGAAUUUGGUUUUUUUUAAUAACCCUCCAACUGCUGCUUUGAGUCAGUUAUUGGAAGUACUGAGCUGGCAAUUUUCAUCAUAUGUUGGACGAGGUCUCAAUUCAGACCAACUCAAUAUGUUGGCUGAGAAAUUGGCAGUGCAACAAGCCAGCUACAGUGAUGGUCAGCUCUCUUGGGCAAAGUUCUGCAAGGAGCACUUACCUGGCAAGGCAUUUACCUUUUGGGGAUGGCUUGAAGCAAUCCUGGAUUUAAUAAAAAAGCACAUUCUUCCUCUUUGGAUUGAUGGGUACAUCAUGGGCUUUGUAAGCAAGGAAAAGGAACGGGUCUUGCUGAAAGAUAAGAUGCCAGGAACGUUUUUAUUAAGAUUCAGUGAGAGCAACCUUGGAAGUAUUACCUUCACGUGGGUGGACCAGUCAGAAAAUGGAGAAGUUAGAUUCCAUUCUGUAGAGCCUUACAAUAAAGGUCGUUUAGCAGCUCUGCCAUUUGCUGACAUUCUUCGAGACUACAAAGUUAUUAUGGCAGAAAAUGUUCCUGAAAACCCAUUGAAGUAUUUGUAUCCUGACAUUCCCAAAGAUAAAGCAUUUGGUAAACACUACAGCUCUCAGCCAAAUGAAGUUUCAAGACCCACUGAGAGAGGUGACAAGGGUUAUGUUCCCUCUGUAUUUAUCCCUGUCUCAACAAUCCGAAGUGAUACCACUGAGCCGCACUCUCCAUCAGACCUUCUUCCUAUGUCUCCAAGUGUAUAUGCAGUGCUGAGAGAACACCUGAGUCCCACAGUCAUUGAAACUGCUGUAUGUUGUCAAUUUCUCACUUCUGAAAUGCAGUAGAAUGUUCAAAAAAGGGUGGUUGAAAUUCUUCCCCGGGCAAUGCUAAAGUCUAAACCUUUGAACAAACUCAUAUGCAUGGUAUGAGAUAUGAAUCAUGAAUAGGCUAUAACCCUCUCCUACUCAGUUGCUAAAUUUUCAGUGGGAGCAUUUACAUGUUGGAGAUCCACAAAUGUUACAAAUCAGGGCUUAAUUUUUUAUUUUGUUGAUUGAUUAUAUUUAAGGAAGUGAGGGAGAAAAUGUGAAUAAAUGUAAUAAACUUAAAAAUGUUUUAUACAUACACUUUUCUGGAUUGACAGUUGUUAAACAUAUACCAGCACGUCAAGGGAUGUGACUAAUUCAAAAUCAGUUUCUGUAUCAAAAACAGAAAUCUCUUAUUUCCUUUUAUUUUGGUUAUUUGAAGUCCUUAACUUGAAGGCCACCAGAGGGCAAUAUGCUCAUUCCUACCAUGCCAGCCCGUCCUGCUAACAGAGUACUCAUGAGAUACUAGCCGAGUAUUUCUAAAUCAAGAUUGAAUCUCCAUUAAGAAAUUUAAUCAGCAGGAUUGGAGGCGGGAGAGGGAUUGGGUUGUUUUGUUUUUUUUUUUUUUCCUGCCCCUGGUCAUUGUGUUUUAGGUCCUUGAAUUUAAUACACUAAUGCCACAAUAUAGAAGCUCAAUAAACAGCACUCUGGAGCCUGAAUAAUAUAUUCUUAACACUGAAUUAAUUAUUAGUCAAUCAGAAGCAUUCAUUAAGUACCUAUUCUGUGCCAGACACCAUGCUACAUGACAGAGAUACCAAAAAAAAAAAAAAAAAGAAAAAAGAAAAAAAAAAGAAAGAAAGAAAGAAAGAAAGAAAGAAAGAAAGAAAAGAAAUAAUCUCUCAUCUAAUACAGGACAAGUCUUCUCUUGCUAUUUUCCCCCCAUAUAUCCCAACUCUCCUAAGAUCACCAAAUUCUAAUGUAUCUCAAUAGGAUACAUCUCUCUAAGACUAAAUAUUUCCUAACAGUUGAAGUUAGAAAUUUGUCAUGUUUGUUACGUCAGAUAGUUAAUGGCCAUAAAAUCUAAGAGACCUUGAUUUUGCCUUGUUUUUAUCUCUGCUCUCAAGGUGAUAUAUAAUUAAACCAUUCAGGAACAUUACCUGGAAGAAACAGUCCACAUUAUUUGGGUCUCACUUUCCUCAUGUGCAAAAUGAAGGGAUUGGACUUAGUCCAAUUUUCAGUGUCCCUCCUAGCUCUAAAUUUAUGAUCCUAUUAUUUGUUCAAAUACUAAUCCUUUGUUAAUUUUUCUUGCAAGCAUAAAUUCUCUUCUUUAAAAAAAAUCAUUUUAAUCAUUAGCUUGCACAGAGAAUGCAAACCUCAAGAACAACAGCACAGAUUUAAUAUGAAAAACAAAUAAAUCAUUUUUAACUUCCCACAUAAAAAUUUUAGAUUUUGUCUUGAAAUUUCACAGGAUUAAAAUUCAUGUAAGCAAAAUAUUCUCCAACAUGGAAAUGGUCUCAGAUAACAGAUUCCAGAAUCUGUUAUUAAGAAUACAUCUGUUUGUUUGAGAAACACAAGAUUUGUUUCACCUGAGGUCUUAUCUCAAUCCUACUUACUAUUGUUAUUGCUUACUGUAUUUUUCUCUGCUAAAAUUUACAUCUAUUUUCUCUUAUUCUUUCCUUUAUGGAGAAGAAUAAUUGCUUAGCAUGUUCUUUUUUUAAAAAAAAUUAAUAGCUUCUUAUUUAUAAGAUAUAUGCAUGGGUAAUUUUUCAGCAUUGACAAUUGCAAAACCUUUUGUUACAAUUUUUCCUUUCCUUCCCCUCUCUCCCUCCCCCAGAUGGCAGGUUGACUAAUACACAGUAUAUAUGUCAAAUACAACAUAUGAAUACAUGUCCAUACAGUUAUUUUGCUAUACAAAAAAGAAUCGGACUUUGAAAUAGUGAACAAUUAGCCUGUGAAGGAAAUCAAAAAUGCAGGCUGACAAAAAUAGAGGUUUUGGGAAUUCUAUGUAGUGAUUCAUACUCAUUUCCCAGAGUUCUUUCACUGGGUGUAGCUGCUUCAAUUCAUUAUUGUUCUAUUGGAACUGAUUUGGUUCACCUCAUUGUUGAAGAGGGCCACGUCCAUCAGAAUUGAUCAUCAUCUAGUAUUGUUGUUGAAGUAUAUAAUGAUCUCCUGGGCCUGCUAAUUUCCCUCAGCAUCAGUUCAUAGCAUGUUCUUUAAAAGGGUGGCUUGUAUUCAAAAUUACCAUAACAAUUUUUUUAAAGCUAAAGACCUCGAUUCCUUUUAUAAAUUGUUUCCAGAAAUUUUUACGGUGUUUAAAAGAAGGCCUUUAUUAGUUUCAUGAAAUGGUUUGAAAAACACGAUUUUUUUCUGUGAAAUGAUUCUCUGAAAAUUAACAAUUUUUGUUUUUCAUUUCUAGAUGAACUCUCCAUGUUCUUCUGACUGAUGAGAUGCUUUUUGGUGCCUAAGAGAACAAGGAAAAAAUUUUUUUAAUUUUUUUUUCUAAAAUGCAUCUGCAUAUAUUUUGAAAAAAACAAAUUUCAGAUAAGCAAAGGAGAUAAUACAACUUUAAGAAACUAGAGUGUUAACACUGUAAACUGUUCUCAGAGUAGUAUGCCAUCCACCACUUAUUUCUGCUUCUUUUUUCUUUCAUUGACCAAUUAGCAAGCAUUUCUUUUUUGUAAAUAGUAUCCUUUUUCAAUUACAUGAAAACUAUCUUUAGUUUUCAACAUCCACUUUUCAUAAGAUUUUAAGUUUCAAUUUUUAUCCUUCCCUCUGUCCUCUACUCCUUCCUUAAGACUGCAAAUAAUAAUGUAAAUGUACAAUCAUGUAAACAUAUUUCCAUAUUAGUCAUGUUGUAAAAGAAGAAACAGAAUAAAAAGGAAAAGCCACACACACGCACACAAAAUGAAAAUAGUAUGCUUUGACCUCAUUCAAACACCAUAAUUCUUUCUCUGGAUGUGGAUAGCAUUUUCCAUCAUGAGUCCUGAAAUUGUCUUGGCUUAUUAUGUUGCUAAGAGCUAACUCUAUCAAAGUUGUUCAUUGCAUAAUGUUGCUGUUUCUAUGUACAAUAUUUUCCAGGUUCUGCUCACUUCACUCAGCAUGGAAGUUUUUCCAAAUAUUUUUAAAUUUAUCUGUUCAUCAUUUCUUACAGCACAAUAAUAUUCCAUUACAUUCAUAUAUCACAACUUGUUCAGCCAUUUCCCAAUUGAAGGAGAUUCUCUCAAUUUCCAAUUCUUUGCCACCACAAAAAAAAGAGCGGCUAUAAAUAUUUUUGUACAUGUAGGUUUUUUUUUCCUUUGUUAAGAUCUCUUUGGGAUACAGAUCCAAGGAGUAGUAUUGCUAGUUCAAAGAGUAUGUAUGCACAGUUUUAUAUGCCCUUUGAGCAUAGUUCUAAAUUGUUCUCCAGAAUGGUUAGAUCAGUUCUCAACUUCGCUAACAAUAAAUAGUGAUCCAAUUUCCCAAUAUCUUCUUCAUCAUUUAUCAUUUUGUCUAUUAUAUUAGCUGAUCUGAUAAGUGUGAGGUGUACCUCAAAGAUAUUUUAAUUUGUUUUUCUUUAAUCAAUAAUGAUUAAGAACAUUUUAAAUACGUGUCAAGAUAUUAGGAAACACAGUCUUUUCCAGAGCUAAUCUCCAGCAAGUAGUAAAUAAAAAAAAAAUUGGCAUAAAAAAAAAUUUCUUUGCACUCACCCUCUGGAUGAUCUCAGCCACAGCAAAAUUUCAGAAUUGUUUCAUGUAAUUAUUGAAUUACUUUGAUCAACACUAAGUGUUCCCUAAGAUUGGAAAAACACCUGUUAUAUCCAUGUUCUGCUCAUGUAACCUUCUUGUGAAUCAAGUUUGUCUCAUUGUUGCUGUCAUGCCUCAUUGUCAGAGUUAACAGCUCACUGUGCAACCAUCGAUAUAAGUAUUGAUAUUUGGCCAUAAAGCAGCCCCCCCCCCACAACCAACUAGGGGCAGAGCCCUAUCAUAUCUUCUUGCUUUGCAAGCCAUUUCCUUCACUUUGAAGUUAAAUUUUUGUUUCAUUUCUUGAGAACCCUCCAUAUACCAAGCACUGUGCUAGACACAGUGAGAAAAAAAAGAGUUAUAUUACCUUCUUUUCAGUACACCUGUUGGCCCAGGGGUGCUAACAUUAAUUUGAGAUGUAUACUAUUCUCUACCCUACAAGAAUUUCAAAUAUUAGGAUUUUCUUUCCUAAGUCUACAUUUGUCAUGGUUUUAAGACAUCAGAAUGGGGACAGUUCUCAAUGGCUUAUUCUCAUGUUUGUUCUGAACCAGGUUACAGUUUUUAUUUAUUAGAGUAAUAACUACAACUACUAGUUGUAGGGUAGAAUAAAUAUAGAUCAUAAUUCAACCCUGGUCUAAGAUGAAUUUUUAUUGUGUCUGGGUUCAAUUGUUCAAUGCAGUUGUAUUUUUAAUCCCAAGAUAAAGAACCAUUUGUUAAAGGGGUACUUUCCAAAAUCUAAAAGUGCUCUAUGGGAUCUAUCAGAUAACUUUAUUGAAAGAGAUUGUUUCAGCAGCACAAUUAAUGAAUUAACUUGGAAUGUGAUGGCUGACAUUUGGCCCCCAUUUUUUCCAAGCCCUAUCAUGAUCUUUUUUUUCUAAAAAAUUAAAUAUGGGGGAAGUGUUCCGUAUCAGUCAUUUCAUUUGUUUGGAAGGAUUUGAGAGAAUGAAAAAGCAUGAAAAUGAAGUUUAUAUUUAAAAUUUUUAUCAUAUCCUCAUCUAUCCAGCUAUUUUUUCAUUUAUUUUUCAUUUAUAGAAUACUUGGGAAAAAUGUUAACCCAUUUUUGCAUAAUUAUUGCAGUUGGAAUUUCUAUGUAGGGGAUGAGGUAUAAUUUUUCUAGGAAUUCAUGACAUAGACAUCAAUGUACAUAUUUUUCUACUGUUUGUAAUAUAUAUUAUUUCAAAUAUAAAUAAAUAUUUUUGUUUUUAGAAUAUGCUAUGAAUGGUGGAAUCUUUUUAAAAUUAAAAAACAAAUCCCUCUGACUAAUUGAUCUGAAAAUCAGUCUGCUUUCCAUUCAGGAUAUCAAAUUCUUAAAAGAGAAUGUAGGCACAUGGAUCUAUUCAAGAGUCAAGAUAACAAAGGAGGCCCCUCUUAAAGUAUAGUUGACUGAAUCAGCAGCAUUUCUCAUUUCUGACAAGACCCUAUAUCUCCUCCUUAUCCAACACAUUUAGUUCUGUGUAGAAAGAGAUUCUCUCUAACACACUGCAGUGUCAGGAUUCCAAACUGUAGCUGGAGACCACUUCAGCUAUGGAUCAUUGCACAAUCUGGGUAUAAGGUAGCUAUUCUGCUUCAUUAAAUGCUUUAUAUUCAUUAAAUAGAGUGGCAAGAUUUAAUAAUGCCUCCUAAACAUCUAUGCUAUUGAUUAUUGUUGAUAGUAAUUCUAGAUCAUAGGUUUAAACCUGAAAAAGACCUCAAAGACCAUUUAGUUCACAACUCCCUCCAUUUUUCAGAUGAAGAAACUGAAUCCCAUGUGUAUUAAGGACUGAAGUCACAUGGGAAUUAAGAAGCAGGUUGGAGGCUCAAAUCAAUUUCACUCUUCCUAUUGACUCUUCAAUUAAUUUGUUAUUAGUAUAAAUUGCAGCUAGGUGACUCAGAGGAUUGACCACUAAGUUUGGAACCAGGAAGACCUGAGUUCAAAUUCAGCUUCAGAAACUUACCAGUUGUGUGACAUUGGGCAAGUCAUUUAACCUUGUUUGCUUUAAUCCAUUGGAGAAAGAAAUGAUAAACCAGUAUCUUUACCAAGAAAACCCCAUGAACAGUAUUAGUUUGAUAUGAUUCACAAAGAGUUAGACAUGACUGAACAAUGUAAACUCCAGAACUCUGUAUAAAAUGCAAACUCCAAACUUUAAUCAAAAUAUUAGUUGUCAAUCCAUUCUACAACCAAUAUUUUCAUUUUCCUAUUCUUUAGACCAUUAUCUUAUUGUUCUCCCAAGUCACUCUUUAAGUUGCCACAUUUGAAAAUUACUGUAAACUGAGAGACUCAUAAGAGAACUAAUGAUGUCAUACUGAGUGAUGAUGUCUUGGCUUGUGGGUGAAUUAGAUUUAAGUAGGCAGAGUUGUACAGAGUAGUCAACCAUUCUCUUCCUCAGUCAUUGAAGAUCCAGUGGCAAGACAAAAGUUAAGAUGUCUGUGAUGAUCCAUAAUGCAAUGAAUGAUCUUGGGAUCUUCAGUGUCUGGUUAAGCUCAAACUACUCCAUAACAUCUUCUUCAGCUAUCCUCACAGCCAUUGGAACAAAUUGUUUUCAUUUGUCCAUCUGCAAUGUGUUCAGGGAAGACUAGCACUUCUGGUAUGAAGGUUUGCCAAGCCCUCUUCAGAUCAACUCGUCUAACUUUGAGGCCCACCUCUCACCCAAAUCUCAAGUGAGGCUCCAAGAAGCUGUAUUAUGUGAACCAAUCACACCCCAGCAAAUGGGCUAAACCAGGUUGAGCGUAAUUGGUAGGCCUCAAAACAGCCAGUGAAUUAAGGAUAUGUCUCUCCUAAGAAAGUAAUGACUUGGUCAAAAUUGAAAUUAUUUCACUUGGACCUCCCCUUCUGAAACCCUGUUAGUCACAAGCCAAGACAUAAGUUUUGAGUCACAAGACAAAGAUUACCAGGCAAUGGGAGUAGUCUUCAAGUGAUGGGAGUUGCUACAAUUUUUCAAAAUGAUGAGGUUUGGUCUUUAAGGUUAACCAAGUUUCUCUAGAAAGAGAGUGAUGGGUGAAAUUACAAGGGUGGAAAUAAUCAUAAGAUGAAAACUUGACUUUUAGGCAAGUUUUUCCCCAGGAUGAGGGUGGUGGGUGGUUUAUAAGGGGAAGAAAUCUGGGAAAAGGAUAUAAAAUUUAGCUUGACUGAGCCUUAAAAGUAGAAUUAAAAUCAAUCUUCAAUUUUACAAAGUUAUCCCAGUACUGAUUCAGUUACUGUGGGGGGAAAAACAACCCACAGUAGUGUCUUCCUUUCAUACUCCCAUUACAUCUAAUACUUCCCUGAUCAAAAUAUAUGAACAACCUACAUGUGAAUUUAGCAACUUGAUUUGUUAUUAUUUGUUUAAUAUUGAUGCAAUCCAAAUGAACUGCUUUCAUAGAUUAAUCAGCAACAAGGGCAAGCAUGUGAGUCUCUACUGUGCAAGACCACCUUUGACACAUAUAUGCUGUAUGACUUUGGGAAAAUCCCUUAUCUUUUCAGGACUCUGAGAAACUCUAAAGUCCAUGAUUAUGAAUUACAAUGACAGUGCUAACCUAUCCCUGGGAAAAUUUCUCACCUAAGAAUUCCUUCUAUCAGUGAAAUCACAGUCUCAGUACAUAUCCCUUAUUUGAAAGAGGCUACUGGGAAGAGUACACAGAUUGCUGGGCUUCAGAUCCCCAAGAUCUAAGUUCAAAUUCUGCCUCAGACAUAUCUGUAAGAGGAGAGGCCAAACUCAAUGACCUUUAAGUUCCUUUCCAGGUCUAAAUCCUAUAAUCAUAUGAAUUGUGCUUAACACAGAACUUGUGCUUCAUUCUUCUUUCCUUCCUCCUCCUCUUUUACUUCCUGCACCUACUUUUAGGACUUAAACCUAACCUUUAUAUGUGUUUUUUUUCUGCAGGAAAAAAAAAAGGGGAAAAUAAUUCACACAUACAAAAAAUGUAUAGUUUGUUUUGGUGGUAAAAAAAAAUGGAAAUUGAGGGAAUACCUCAAUUGGUGGGGGAAUGGUUGAAAGAUUUGUAUUAUAUGAAGGUAAUGGGAUAUUAUUGUUCUACAGAAAUGAUGAGCAGGUACAUUUCAGAAAAACCUGGAAAGUCUUAAGUGAACUGAUGAUGUAACAAUAUUGUGCAAUGAUUAACUUUGAUAGAUUCUGUUUUUCUCAACACUACAGUGAUCUAAGACAAUUCCAAAAGAUUCAUGAUGGAAAAUGGUAUCCACAUCCAGAUAAAGAAUUAUGGAGUCCAACUAUAACUUUUGUUGUUGUUUUUUUUCUUUCUUUUGUUUUUUCCCCUUAUUCUUCUUUCACAGCAUGACUAAUAUGGAAUUAUAUUUAUAGUAUAACCUAUAUUGGAUUGCUUGACAUUUUGGAGAGGGGAGGAAAGAGAGAUAAGAAGAAAAAAAAUCAAAAUCAAAAUCUAAUAAAAGUAAAAUUGGAAAACUAUAUUUCCAUGUAACUGAAAAAAAUAAAAUAGUAGUGAGUUGUGGAGAGAGAAGAGAAAAAAAUAAAAAUACAAAAAAAUUAGAAAAGAAAGAAAGAAAAUACUAUCCACAUCCAGAGGAAGAACUAAUGGAAUCUAAACACAGGUUGAAGCACACUAUUUUUACUUUCUUUUUUCUUUUUAUAGCCUGUUCCUUUUGUUCUGUUUCUUCUUUCACAACUAUGGCUAAUAUGGAAAUAUGUUUUACAUGAUUAUACAUAUACAAUCUAUUUCAAAUUGCUUCUAUUUCAGGAAGGGGGAAGAGGAUGGAAGAAGAGAGAAAAGUAUAUCUCAAAAAAUUAAAUAAAUGUGAAAAUUGUCUUCACAUGUAAUUGGAAAAAAUAAAAUACUAUUUUUAAAAGUCUUUUCUCAUUGUGUUAAGAGCACAAUUACUUAAUACUGCAUAUCCACUUGAGGGAAAGUUGGCCAAAUGUUGGGAGAGGAGGAACACUGGACUUCUAACUUCUAGUUUCAGGAAAGGACACAUAUACUUUCAAAUUCACUUCAGAGAAGUCCUUGGAGGGGAAAAAAAAAACUCUGAAAGGAAGCUGACAUGUAGAAUGCCAAAC